Tuber aestivum (summer truffle) is the source of this 1279-nucleotide messenger RNA. Lineage: Eukaryota; Fungi; Ascomycota; Pezizomycetes; Pezizales; Tuberaceae. The record is from the annotation of a GenBank genome assembly.
AUGGCGGCGAUCCGGGCGGACUCGUUAACUCCCAUUCUGAACCUAGCAGACAACCCACCUCAAUACGUAAACCCCAACGCCCCGAUAUUGUCCUCCUUGAUUCUAUACAUAGUCCGAGUACCCAGCAGCCAAGACCUCUUCUUGACAACUCUCCAUCCAUUACAGUCUACCGUCACAGCAGAAGAUAUAAACGCCAGCCUGUACUACAUCCACGUUGAACCGGUCGUUAACACAAGCCAUAUUUCCCCCUCGACCCUUUCACCACCGCUGCCCCGCCCGCCCUCUCACCGCAGGUGGUCUUCACAAUCCAUAACGGGGUCCAGACAUUCCUCCCGCUCCCCGGCACGUCCGAUCCCAACAAUGACGAUCGUACGUCGUGAUCUGGCGUCAGGUGCUCAGUGGAACGUAGCAAGGAUUUCCUCCCCCGGCAGCACAGAGGAGGAUGCACAGAGGAUCCUGGUAGAUAUUAUGACGGCGGGGUAUCAGCGGUUCGUGGAGCCGGCUAUGGACUGGGGCGAGCGCGUUUCUGUCAAUUUUAGGCGGGAAAUGUGGAUCGAAGGGACGGGGUUCUGGUCACGGGUUAAGAACAUUGGGCACAAGAGGGGGAGGAGCACAAGCACUAGUUCUGACUCCCGCGAAAAGGCAAGUACGGCUGCGGCGCCCACGAGUGAGAAAAUGAAGAAGAGAGGGUAUGUAUUUGAUGCGCUGUGGAGUCCGGGAAAGGGGGAAGAGCGGGGGAGAUGUGGGUUCAAGGAUGAGGGGGGGGGCAAGUUCUUGAAGGUGUGAUAUCCCCCCAUUGCCAGCCCCCCAUCUGGAAGAGAAUUGACAGUGAGCAGUGCAAAUACUACCCUCCAACGCACCCCUCCAAAUCUUCCCUGCUCAGUGUGCUAGAAUUCAAACUCCCGUCCACCACCGCCCUCUCCGCCGCUCCGGGGAGGGAGGCGCCCGAGGUGAUCACCAGCAGUAAAUCGAAACUGGGAAUGCUGGUCUGCCACAGCGACGGUCUUUACAUGAUGGAUCUACUUGUAGCAGCGAACAUGGCGGUAUUCUGGAAGCGUUGGGAGAGCUGGGCGUUGGAGAGGUCGGCCCUGGGUGGUCACUGAUUUAUCCCCUAACCAUUUCCUCUGUUUAGUGCGAGUGUAGGGCGGGCCGAGUUGGGAGGAACAAUGAAAUGCUUCUGUUUAUAGGAUCUUCGACGGAGUGCCAAGAGAGGCGAGGUUAUCGUUACAUAACGCAAUCCCACAAUAUCGUAGUAAAAUAACUAGACAGAUGAAGCCCG